Messenger RNA from Saimiri boliviensis boliviensis (Bolivian squirrel monkey), 7793 nucleotides. It is a transcript of the gene AFAP1, whose product is annotated as actin filament associated protein 1. Gene Ontology annotation, cellular component: cytosol. NCBI's taxonomy places the organism in Eukaryota, Metazoa, Chordata, Mammalia, Primates, Cebidae. Gene Ontology annotation, molecular function: SH3 domain binding; SH2 domain binding. The record is from RefSeq and is a predicted model, not a curated record.
GGGCGCGGCUCCGCUGGGGGCGGGGCGGCAGACGGCGGGCGGGGCUGUGUGCGCCUGCGCGGUGUCGGUACCGGCCGCAAGCUCGCGCCGGCAGCGGCUCCGCGAGCGGAUCCGGAGCCCGAGCGAGGGACACGGGCUGAGGCUGAGGCUGCGGCCCCGCCCCGGGGCUCCAUUGUUGAGGCGGCUGCGGCUCUGUCGGCUGCUCCGCCGCGCUCCAUUCAGCCCAGGCGCGGCGGCGAGGAGCGAGCGCUGCGAGGCGGCGGCCUGAGCAAUGGAAGAGUUAAUAGUUGAACUUCGUCUCUUUCUUGAACUCCUGGACCAUGAAUAUCUAACCUCAACUGUCAGGGAGAAAAAGGCAGUGAUAACCAACAUUCUGCUGAGGAUACAGUCAUCCAAAGGUUUUGACGUGAAGGACCAUGCUCAGAAGCAGGAGACUGCCAACAGCCUGCCGGCCCCGCCUCAGAUGCCCCUGCCGGAGAUCCCUCAGCCAUGGCUGCCUCCCGACAGUGGGCCUCCGCCAUUGCCCACGUCCUCCCUCCCGGAAGGUUAUUACGAGGAAGCCGUGCCGCUGAGCCCCGGAAAAGCUCCAGAAUACAUCACGUCAAACUAUGACUCGGACGCGAUGAGCAGCUCUUACGAAUCGUAUGACGAAGAGGAGGAGGACGGGAAGGGGAAGAAAACCCGGCACCAGUGGCCUUCUGAGGAGGCCUCCAUGGACCUGGUCAAGGAUGCCAAAAUCUGCGCCUUCCUGCUGCGGAAGAAGCGCUUCGGCCAGUGGAGCAAGCUGCUUUGCGUCAUCAAAGACACCAAGCUGCUGUGCUAUAAAAGUUCCAAGGACCAGCAGCCUCAGAUGGAACUGCCUCUCCAAGGCUGUAACAUUACAUACAUCCCGAAAGACAGCAAAAAGAAGAAGCACGAGCUGAAGAUUACUCAGCAGGGCACGGACCCACUUGUUCUUGCCGUCCAGAGCAAGGAGCAGGCCGAGCAGUGGCUGAAGGUGAUCAAAGAAGCCUACAGUGGCUGUAGUGGGCCCGUGGACUCAGAAUGUCUUCCUCCACCCAGCUCCCCGGUGCACAAGGCAGACCUGGAGAAGAAACUGUCUUCAGAGAGACCCAGCUCAGAUGGGGAGGGUGUGGUGGAAAAUGGAAUUACCACAUGUAAUGGAAAGGAGCAAGUGAAGAGGAAGAAAAGUUCCAAAUCAGAGGCCAAGGGCACUGUGUCGAAAGUCACUGGGAAAAAAAUCACCAAGAUCAUCAGUCUGGGGAAGAAGAAGCCAUCCACAGACGAGCAGACCUCCUCGGCCGAGGAAGACGUCCCCACGUGCGGCUAUCUGAACGUGCUCUCCAACAGCCGCUGGCGGGAGCGCUGGUGCCGAGUGAAAGAUAACAAGCUCGUUUUCCACAAGGACAGGACCGACUUGAAGACCCACAUUGUGUCCAUCCCCCUCCGUGGCUGCGAGGUGAUCCCAGGUUUGGAUGCAAAACAUCCUCUGACAUUCCGGCUGCUUCGCAACGGCCAGGAGGUGGCAGUAUUGGAGGCAUCUUCCUCUGAAGACAUGGGCAGGUGGAUUGGGAUUUUACUUGCAGAGACGGGGUCAUCCACAGACCCGGGAGCUCUGCACUAUGACUACAUUGAUGUGGAAAUGUCUGCAAAUGUCAUCCAGACAGCCAAACAGACCUUCUGUUUCAUGAACAGGCGUGUUCUGUCUGCUAACCCAUAUCUAGGGGUCACGUCCAACGGCUAUGCCCACCCCAGCGGGACGGCGCUUCAUUACGACGAUGUCCCGUGCAUCAACGGCGCGUGGGAACCGGAAGAUGGCUUUCCUGCUUCCUGCAGCAGAGGCUUGGGAGAAGAGGUGCUUUAUGAUAACGCAGGCCUGUACGAUAACUUGCCGUCUCCGAAAAUCUUUGCCCGCUACUCUCCUGCUGACAGAAAGGCCUCUAGGCUGUCUGCCGACAAGCUGUCCUCUAACCAUUACAAAUACCCUGCCUCCGCUCCGUCUCUCACUAAUACCUCUUCUGUGGGGAGGGCGUCUCUCGGGCUCAACUCACAGCUCAAGGGUAAAAAGCCUCCAGUGGCAUCUAACGGGGUCACAGGAAAAGGGAAGACUCAGAGCAGUCAGCCGAAAAAAGUGGAUCCCGUGGCUGGCGUGAAAAGGACAGCUUCGAAUGCUGCCCAGUACAAGUACGGCAAGAACCGGGUAGAAGCAGAUGCCAGGCGGCUACAGACCAAAGAAGAGGAGCUGCUGAAGAGGAAGGAAGCCCUGCGGGACAGGCUGGCCCAGCUCCGCAGAGAGAGGAAAGAGCUCCGAGCUGCCAUGGACGCCAGCGCCGGCAGGAAGCCGCAGGCCGUCCUGGAGGAGAAGCUGAAGCAGCUGGAGGAGGAGUGCCGGCAGAAGGAGGCGGAGCGCGUCAGCCUGGAGCUGGAGCUGACAGAGGUCAAGGAGAGCCUGAAGAAGGCGCUGGCGGGCGGGGUCACCCUGGGGCUGGCCAUUGAGCCCAAGUCAGGGACGUCGAGUCCACAGUCUCCAGUGUUCAGGCAUCGGACCCUGGAAAACUCGCCCAUCUCCAGCUGUGACACCAGUGACACUGAGGGCCCCGUGCCGGUGAACAGUGCAGCUGUCCUGAAGAAGAGCCAGGCGGCCCCGGGCAGCUCCCCCUGCCGAGGACACGUGCUGCGGAAGGCCAAGGAAUGGGAAUUGAAGAAUGGGACAUAAGGGCCAGCAGGACCGCCCCAGCCUCAGAGACUGCACACCCCCUUGCCCGUGUCCUCAUCUGUGUGACGGCAGAAUCCUGCCCAGAGCGGCCUCCGCUGCACGACGCCAGAGGCUUCAUGACUGGGUGCCAAGGCCAGCCUCUCGCCCAGGCCCACUUGUAUUCUUUCUACUGUAUACUGGCGCCUUUAAAAAAGAUUUACGUGUAAGAUUCUGGUUUCCAACUGUAUUCGUUAAAAAACAAAAACAAAAGUGAUGGAAAGGUGUUUGAAAGGGUGCUGUGAGGAGAGGUGACAUCUUUCUAACCAGUUAAGCCAUUGCUUUCACCGAUUCCAGCCCAGCCCCGGACUGAGGGUGGAUGGACCCGUGAGCCCCGAAUGAAACCUUGGAUUUUGCGCAGAAGAGUUUGGAUCCCUGGCUGCUCCCGGCACGAGUGUGGCUGGCACGUGGGCACUCGGCUUCCACCACCAGGAGGGCCAGGGGCUUACGUAGCCCUGAUGUGGACUUUAGGUGUGGGCGUCCCCUCCCCACGUGCCCGUCCUCCUUGGCAUCAGCGGUAAAAACAUGAGAAAAUCGCGCUGUGAAACAUUUUUUACCUUUUAUUAUUUUUUUGGACAGAUGCUUUUGUCACCAAGACAUGAAAAGCUGCCCUUCUUCUUAACCGUUUUUUUUAAGAAUGUCUCUUUUUAUUGUGUGUCACACUUAGAUCUAAGGAUUUUUCAGAGGUUUCUUAUUUUAUUAAUGAUGUGUGCUGCUUUUGAUGGGCAGCAGAGGGUUUAAUCCUUCACGAACAUGUGCCCUCCGCCCCCUCGCCCUGGCACCCCCAGCCCUUAAUCCACAUUGGAGCUGCAGAGCCUCCUCACAGAAGGGGUCUCUGGGGCAGGGCCGGCUCCUCGCCACUGUAUGGGACGUUUACUGCCACGCGGGGCCGGAGCGGUCCUUUGAAAGGGAAGCAAGAUCUGGAAUUUGUCACUCACAGAACAUCUUAGAGCAAAAGGCAGGAAUUCCAGGGCCACCUGCCCCUCCCCCACUCCAGCUUGUAAAGUAAAACCCCAAGUGUGCUGGUGGGCCUGGCCACGCACCCUCUCUCCUGAGUGGGGCGGGCGCGGGGAGGGAAUCUUCACUUGCUUGCCUUAUGUGCAAUAUCUCUUGGAGAACGCAGAUGCCUAAGGCGUAAAGAAAAACCGAGUUGAUAGUUGGGGCUGGUUUCUCCCCCCUGGGUUUCAAAAUCAGAUCACCUUCUUGGUCUCCCGGAGACCGCCGUCAGGAAUUCUCCAUUUUGGGAAUGUGCAGCCACUGGUGAGUAAAUAGCAGCCCCCGAAAGCCUGUGCAGGCAGGUUCACGGAGCCCGGGCCUGGCAGCAGCCGCCGCUGCCCUAGCGUAGAAUCUGGAGGUGCUGCGCUUGGCGCAAGCCUCCUGUCCACCUUCCAGCAUGUCCUCCUCAUCACACACAGGAAGAGACGGCAGGCAAACACAGCCUCCUUGACUCCCCCGACACUUUCAGAGCCCAUCCUGGCGUCAGGCAAACACAGCCUCCUUGACUCCCCCGACACUUUCAGAGCCCAUCCUGGCGUCAGCUGUGUGGUGCACAGGACUUUACAGUUAGGAUUCAUGUUUAAUGUCGUAGCACUCGAGGCCUGCGAGGGCCAUGUUGGAUUGCUCGAGUGGGAAGGCGGUCUCCCGUGUAUAAGAAAAGUUUUACAACAAGAAUUGGAAGCUGCUUCAUUUGAGUCCGCCUGAAACUUGAAUUGAUUACAAAGCCAUCUGCCAGGAGCGUUUGGGGUUCCUGAGCCAUCAGCUGGCGUUCCCCGUCUGACGUGCCUUCCUCCCAGCCUGGUCAGUGGAGGCCCAUCACACCAGCAUCUAUGACGCCAACUUCCCACUAGGACAUCCAGGCAGGGGGGUGCAGCCGCCACAUGCCCCAGGGCCAUCCACUGUGCUGACAUACAGGAGCGUUCUCUCCCGUGGUGACCUUCCACCAUCACAGGCAGCCGGGACCGCUUCUGUCACACACACACAAUUUUCUGUGAAGGGAAAGAAGCUUGCUCCACCUUAGAGUUUUGCUGCCUUCAGGUCAGUUCUCCAGGUUGAGGCCCUGGGGCCGCUCUGAUUGGCAGCCUGCUUUGCCCACAAGAACUGUGUGCGGCUUUGGUGGUCAGUGAAAGAAGGGGGAAGUGGCCAGCCUGAUGUCUCGAUCCUGGCCCAGCACAGGUGGGCAGCAGCAAGCUGGUGGGUGAAGCGUGAGCCGCGUGCCACAUGCCAGUCCUCAGCUGUCACUCACCAGCUUCCUCACCAGGCAAGGAGGCCCUGGAGCCUCCACAAGAACUUGCCGCAGGGCACAGCCAAUUGGUGCUAGACUCCCAGCAUGCAUUUUUGGUUUAAAAACCCAGGUUUGUAAUUCACUUCCACAACCAUAAGCCUUUUAAAGAGGAGGCAAACUUUGAAUCCCAGCGUGGUCCGUGGAGCCUUCAAAAUGGGUGCUCUGGAAGGGGGGCCCUGACAUUGGAGUCCUUUGAGGGCGGAUGUUCCCUUGAAAUUUUGCAUUUGAUCAGAAAGUUUAAAGCAUUUACUUCACAAUAAGUUAUUUAUUUGUAUAUGUUCAAUCAAUGUAGUUUUUAAUUUAUAUCUGUACAUAUUAGACACACGAGCCAUCUUGCCAGAAUUCUGACAGUGAUCUCAUUUCAUUACCCUCCCAAAACAUGCCCCAGGAACAAGCUCCCCUGCUGCCAUGGCAGUGGCCAGUGUGACUAUCUGACUUUGUGAUGAAGCCAGGCUGGGGGCAAGAAGCCCGAUAGGCAGGCCAGGGUCCCUGGAGAAGCUGGGUUGUGGGGGGCAGAGGCCUGACAGGCAGGUCAGGGUCCCUGGAAGAGCCAGGCUUGGGGGGUGGAGGCCCGAUAGGCAGGCCAGAGUCCCCGGAGAAGCCCCAUUUCUUUGCAGUGUUACCAUUACUUAGCAGAUCGUUGUGUUUGCAGGGGGCUGGCCACCUGUACUAGGGUGCUGACCAGAUUGCGAGGAACACAGUGGUCAUGCCAUGGGGCUGGCCAGAGGACGGGUCAGGUGUGGAGGCUGGCUGACCCCCGCGGGGCUCGGGGCUCCUUCCAUUCUCACCCUAAGCUACAGUGUCUUCAGGGCUUCGCUCCUGCCUCUAUUUCGGUAAGGUGUCAACAGCCUUCAACCUCCAUUUGUAUAUUUUUAUAAUGUACUUAAAUCACGAACCAACUUUUUUCAUAGAAACAACUCUCAGGUUAGAUGGCUUGUUUUGGUCCCCGUGACUUGGGCACAGGCGUGGGCCACGGCUCCCUCUUCCCAGAAUCUCGGGCAAGGCCCAUCUGUCUGUAAGGCUGGUAGUCCCCGCCCUCGGCUUCCAGAGGCUGCGGAGGCUGCAGGGUAACCAGUGUGGGUCUGCUGAGUCACCCCAGGCAUCAUCCACAGGGCCGUUCCUGAGCCUUGCCCUUGGGUCUGGCGGGAGGCCAUUUCCCAGGCUGGGUCAGUCCCACCUCACCCCUCCAUACCUGUGCCCUGGCAUGGCCAGGCCUAACCUUCCCCUUUAUCUUAUUCGUCCCAGAGUUAUCAUUGGCCGUUUCUAAAUAGACAGAACUACCCUAAAAGGUGGAGAUGUACUCCUUUUGAACAGUUUGUUUCAGAAAGUGGGUCCUUGGCUCUGAGGCCACCCCCAGGAAGGAGUUUGAGGUUCAUUGUCAUCAUGGCCACGGUUUGGGGCUUGUGCGUGGUAUUCAAAGGGCAGCACUGAAGCCAGGGUGAGGUGUAGGGGUUGUGGGCAAAGCACCCUUGCUGUGGCCACACCUUUACCUUUCCACAAGAGGCUGCUCACCCAUUAUUUGGGGGGAUGUACAUUUUGCCCACGGAUGAACUUUGCUACCCAGAGUGAAGUGCUCUGUUCAUGCACCUCACUCAUGUCAUUAGACACCUUCCGAGGAUGGGCAGCCUGCAGCGGGGCUGGUGACCCCCAUCCAGCAAAAAGGCACCUCGGGCCGCAGGGCAGGGCUGACACCCUGAGCUCACAGGCGGCCCCCACUGCCAGGCAGAUGGCCAUCCUUCAAACAGCCUCUUCAGGGAGCACAGCCCUGGAGGGCUCUGAGUAUCCCCAGCAGCUUACCUAAAGGCCAUGGCAACAUUUAAAUGUUAAACUAUUGCCUUCCUCUUUUCCUCAAAUAAUUUUCGAAUGGGAAGAAUAACUUCAAGUUCAUGACAUAGUCUGAAAGAGGAUAAUUCAUUUUUUCCUGUCGGGCUGGGUUCAUACUGUGAAAUAAACUAAAAUGAAACCAAAAUGCUCCUGCCGUAAGCACGUGGCAUACACUGUGGAAAAAGCAAAGCCACCUCGAUUUGUGAGUCCCCAAGCCAUAGCAGGUGGUUCAUCGUCUGUAAAGGAAGGGAAGCCGCACCCAGGAAGUGGUGGCUUCAGAGGCGCCCUCCGCCCAGAGUUCAUGAAGUGCUUCCAGCUCGGUCUUCCAGAAAAUCUCAGCUGUCCCGUGUACAAGUAUUACCGGGUAUUUUUAGUUGUAGCCAUGGAAGAUAUUUUCAAAAUGAGAUCUUCAGAUCAUAAUUCUUAGGGACCAAAGGCAUUUUUAAUGAGAUAAUCUUUCUGAUUUUCUAACCGGAAAGGAAAUACUCACUUUAAAUUUUAACAUCAACUUUUAAAGGAUAGCUAUUCAGAAUUGAUUGACCAUGGUGAUAAGUUGUAAAAUGUUUUCAUAUUAAGAAUGUAAUUAUUUCCUUAUUGUAUUUUUUAAAAGCUAAAGUCCUAUUUAAAAUUCUCUUUGAAAGAAACAGGCAAAGAAACAGCAAAGAUGUUUUUUAAAUUAAGUAUGUUGGUAGUGCCCAUUUUAAAUGACUGUAAAUAUAUUUUCACUGUUUCUCAAUGUAUUUAAUUCAUAAAGUAAAAAUUUUAUGGAAAGAAACUUGCAAUGAAAAUCCUAGUUUUCAGUCCACGGCCCCAUUUUGUAGUAGCUUCACUGAAUUUCCUGCUUUCCUCGUUGAUUUUUCUACUGUUUCACGUGGUGUAACCAAGACUGGCGCCCCUGGCGCGCCUCGUUGUGUAUGAAUAAACUUCUCUCCCCGA